GCUGAUUUCAGGCUGAUGGUACUGCUGCAUUGACAGGAGACCUUUUGGACAGUUUGCCAGCUGCUAUUUUUUGUAUUUCAUAAGAAAUGCGUAUAUUCCCAAAAUGACAUUGAUAAAAUGGUGUGUGCUGAUCUUGAUUCUAAAAGGUUACAGUGGAAAAGGAACUCUGGAGCACCGAGACGAUCCUAGCAAUCUGAAACAUGCAGAUAAAGGUGUGUUUGGUGCUGAUGCAGAUGAAGUGAAGUCAGUGAUGGAGGGAGAUUCUGUCACACUUCACACUCGUCUCACUCACAUACAGAGACGUGACCAGAUACUGUGGAUGUUUGGACCCCGAGACACUCGUAUAGCUGAUAUUCAUAAUCAGAAACCCAACACAUAUGAUGAAACUGGAAGAUUCAGAGACAGACUGAAGCUGGAUGGUCAGACUGGAUCUCUCACCAUCACAAACAUCACGAGCACAGACUCUGGACUUUACAAACUACUGAUCAUCAGCGACAGAGAAACGUCAGGAAAUACAUUCAAUGUUAAUGUCUAUGACCGCUUGCCCGACCUCAUCGCGAACAAGACUCAACAUCUCGACAACACUCCACCUGGUCCAGGUUUAAAUGGGACUGCCGGCAGACGUUCACACUUCUGUGUCAUCCCAGUAGCAGCCGCAGCGGUGGUGUUGGUGGUUUUGAUCGCGAUUGCUGUAACAGUCAAACGGUGGCGGAUCACUAAACAAUCAGAGGGAUGUCAGUAUUACAGCAACUAGGUCCAGAUGGUUACCAAACAGGAGAUGGUUACAUUGGAAUCACUUGAUAUGAGAGUAUGAAGAUUAAAAAGAGAAAGAUGCUGAAACAAGGUGCUGAUAGCUCCACUGAGCUCCACUGAUUGUUGCCGCUUCCAUAAACAUCGUGUUUACGCACUUUUAAAUGUAUUGUUUUGCUUAAACUUUUGUAAUUGUAAAUGUCUGAGAGCUAAAAUAAACAAUAAACGUGCUUGAAAGCACUGCAUAGUUGUGAUCUGUGGCAAGUGCGUAGCUCCCCAGUCUCUGGCUCAGCGCCUUAAAGCAUCUUUUGCCGGUUUUAUCAGUCAAGGGCUCGAGCGUACGACCACGAAGACGCUUUGAGCAUCACUUGAUCAACUGCUGCUUUUAGAUUAUUUUAAUUUAAUUUACAUGUGAAAUGUACAUCCAUGCAUGUGACGUGACCGUGUGACUUUACUGUUUUUUUAAAGAUAUAUUAUGUAUUGGGCAGAAGUCCGGCCCUCUAGCCCAUUGGGGAAAUGAAUUGCCCACCCUGUAUACCAGGGGCUGGCAACCUUUUUGACAUGGUGUGCCGUUAAUUUUUUUCUUGAUAAUCACUGUGCCAUUUCAACAUUUCCCCUUGUUUCGGUCUAUUUUUCUUUAGAGCCUGUUUCUUUUAUUAACCUCAGUAAUAAUAAAGGUGUUCGUAGUGCAUUUCAUCUUUUGCGAGUUUAUUUUGAAUGUUGCACUAUGGCAGCUAUAUGUUCACGGAAAUAAAGUAACUGAAAAUCAAAUAUGCUUUAUCAGCUAUUAUACAGUUAUUUUAGGCACUCUUUAAAUAAAAAAUGACUAAAAAUAUUGGCUGUAAUGUCACAGAAUGUCAGGCUGAAACAUAACUGCUCUUUUCAGGCUACUACUUAAACGGAGACAUUUAUUCAAGAAGAUUAUUAUAAACUGAAAACAAUUAGGCUUACGAGACACAUUUUAUGUCAGAGCGGGAUUUGGUUGACCGGUGAGCGAAAUAUUGAGCGGAGCGACACACCACUCCGCUUCGCUCACAUGCCCUGCUGCUUACACAUAACAUUAUAAUCAUUUCUGAAGAACAAUUUUAUUUUUGAGGAAAAAGCAUAAUGCAUUGAAUAUAGGCCUACACCAGCUCCUGCUACAACUCUGGACUCCACAGAGCGCCACAUUUUUCAAAAUUGUCUUUAUUAUACAAAUAAACUUCAUCACAUAGUGCAAGAUAUAUUUAUCUGUUUGGAAAUAACGGAAAAAUAGCGCAUUAAUACAGAAAGCCUUACUCAAUUCUACCACAUUAAUAGCAGACAAAGAACAAUAAUAACGGAUUUAACAACGUGAUAUACAGCCUAUUCAUUAGAUAACAUUCAAAUACCACAUACUGUCUAAUAAAAAUAACCUAAAAAUAGGCUAAGUUAAAAUUGGUCCCACUUGCAUCAGGAGUAGUCUUUGAACUUGAGCUCGCAAUACGUGUCCGGUAGCCUACAGCUGUCCCAUGCGACCCACUUUAUGGUUAAUUUGAAGUCUGACGUUAUCAUCGAGCACAUACCUGUCGGUCUUUAAAGUCUUAAACGGGUCGGGAUGGGGAAUGGACGGAGUCAUACUUUGGCAGGAGUCAUUUUCGGUGCCAAAAGGCGCCUCAGUGAUCUCUUGUUUAGUUUUAAAGUAAGUUUGAUAAAUGGCACACAAAAUUGUCUAAAACCGUAAAGCCUGGCUCAGAUUACAGGAUUCUCGGCCAGAAUUUACCCCGAUUUCCCCUCCCGAGAAUCUUUGAAAAAAUCGGGUCCAGAACCUCGAUCGGGUCCGAGAUUCGGCCCAGAUUAUCACGUAAUGUGAGGCGUUCACAGAUCGAAUCUUACACCUCCCGAUCUGC
This is a messenger RNA of Triplophysa rosa, 2618 nucleotides long. Its product is annotated as SLAM family member 5-like. NCBI's taxonomy places the organism in Eukaryota, Metazoa, Chordata, Actinopteri, Cypriniformes, Nemacheilidae. The coding region runs from base 104 to 754 and encodes 216 amino acids. The record is from RefSeq and is a predicted model, not a curated record. The transcript is spliced from 7 exons.